Molecule: messenger RNA, 751 nt
Organism: Salvelinus fontinalis (brook trout)
Lineage: Eukaryota; Metazoa; Chordata; Actinopteri; Salmoniformes; Salmonidae
Gene: ppp1r17
Product: protein phosphatase 1 regulatory subunit 17
Exons: 4
Coding region: 314-634 (106 amino acids)
Biological process (GO): regulation of phosphatase activity
Molecular function (GO): protein phosphatase inhibitor activity
Source: RefSeq, a predicted model, not a curated record
CUGUUGAAGUUUGCUAAUUAAGAUCCCAUUUCAAAUUCAUCAUACCAUUUGGACAGCGGUCCAGCAGACACAGGAUAAGAGGGCUCCCGUCACCCUGACAACGGGCACUAAUGGAGACUGUGGACUGGGCGGAUGGGUGGUGAUGAUGCUCCUCCUCCGGACUGGGCGGAUGGGUGGUGAUGAUGCUCCUCCUCCGAGCUACUUAACACCAUGGCUUUGAUCUGGCCUGGCACUCACUCCUUCUGUCCUGUCGGCUCACUGCACAGCUGAGACUGGGAGAAAGAGGAUAAGAGAGAGAGAAGAGGAGGAGAAGAUGUCUACAGGCUGUGUGAGGUCGCCCCCGGAGACAGCGGAACACAGACUGACGGGUGAACAGGAACACCACUAUCAGAUGGUGGAGCCUGUGAGGAUCCUGCUAGAGGAGGGGGCAGGGAUGACCAGAGCUGUGCAGGGGAAACACUGUCCUGAGGCAGUGCACCCCGAGGAGCAGCCAGAUGAGCAGGAACUGAAGAAACCACGCAGGAAAGACACGCCCGUCCUCAACACUCCUCCACUCAUACCAGGUGUGAGGAUGGUGAAAGGAGAGAAGAGAAUGAUUCACAUGGAGGAUGAAGAGAAGGAUGGACAGAACUAGAAGUCAUUGGAGGAGAGUUUCUUGCCUACAUUUUUUGUUGUUGACAUUGUUGUUUUCAGUUGUCAUAUUACUAAUAUGUAGCGUAUACAUGUUAAUUAAAAGUAGCUCUACAAUGUG